AUGACUCUGAGCUCCGAGAUGUCGGACGCCUCCGUCCUCUCGGAAGAGACCGACAUCGACGUGGUGGGCGAGGGGGAGGAGAGCGAGCACGGCCGCGGCUUUCCACCGACUCAGCAGUCUCCCCCGCCGUCGGACCCCGCCGUCGCCGCCAGCUCGGAAGCCGCUCGGGACGCCUACAAAGCGGCUUCGGUGGCAGCGGGGGGCAAGAACCCCUUAGUGAAGCCGCCUUAUUCGUACAUCGCCUUAAUCACCAUGGCCAUCCUACAGAGCCCCAAAAAGCGGCUGACCCUCAGCGAAAUCUGCGACUUCAUCAGCAACCGUUUCCCGUACUACCGCGAGAAGUUCCCGGCGUGGCAGAACUCCAUCCGGCACAACUUGUCGCUCAACGACUGCUUCGUCAAGAUCCCGCGGGAGCCGGGCAACCCGGGCAAGGGCAACUACUGGACGCUGGACCCGGAGUCGGCGGACAUGUUCGACAACGGCAGCUUCCUGCGGCGACGGAAGCGCUUCAAGCGGCAGCAGACGCAGGACUUGCUCCGGGAGCACGGCGGCUUUCUGCCGGCCGCCGCCGCCGCUUACGGCUACCCGGGCUACGGUUGCGGGGGGUACGGCCUCCAGCUGCAGUCCUACCACACGCACUCGGCUCUCCUGGCCUUCCAGCAGCAUCAGCAGCAGCAGCAGCAGCAGCAGUCCGCCCGUCACGGCGGCACCGUCCUCCCCCAUGCCUCCCUCCCGCCCUCCGCGGAGCGCCCCCGGGGCCGCUUCUACCCGCCUCUCGACGCCGGUCCGCAGGGCUCGCCGGCCGGCUCGCGCAAGGCCGGCUCGCCGGUGCACCGCUCGCCCUUCUCCAUCGAGAGCAUCAUCGGCGGAGGCUCGCCGAGCCCCUCCAGGACUUCCCCGGCGGUGAUGCCGGUGAUGGGCGCCACCCUGGGCCACCCGAUGGAGAACUUUACCGCCGGCGGCUGUUAA
Nerophis lumbriciformis (worm pipefish) is the source of this 969-nucleotide messenger RNA. The record is from RefSeq and is a predicted model, not a curated record. NCBI's taxonomy places the organism in Eukaryota, Metazoa, Chordata, Actinopteri, Syngnathiformes, Syngnathidae.